This is a messenger RNA of Dalotia coriaria, 2128 nucleotides long. Its product is annotated as UNC93-like protein MFSD11. Lineage: Eukaryota; Metazoa; Arthropoda; Insecta; Coleoptera; Staphylinidae. The record is from RefSeq and is a predicted model, not a curated record.
CGAAAAGUCGUCAUCGCGUUGCGCGCACCUCCGCCACGAAUACACCACUUGCGCGUGCGUUUCACAUAAAUUUUUUUUUUUUACAAUUCUGGUACCAAAUUACUGCCGGCUGUCUGUCUCCUGUACCGAUUACGGAAUUCACGCGAAUUAACUUUUACUUCUUUGGCGCGCCGCAACUCGCCGGACGAGUGCCGGACAACAAGUGCGCUGCUGUGCCAAUUUCGACACCUGACUCGCAAUAAUUAAUAAAUAAACUUAAUCAAAAGCCAGCGAUAUGGCGAUGACGCGAAGUUUCCUCAACGUGAUCCUGCUGGGAUUCGCGUUCAUGUCGGUGUUCACCGCGUUUCAAACCAUGGGUAAUGUUCAGAAAACAAUGUUGGACAGUAUAAAAAAAGAAGACUCCAACUUCAAAGGCGAUGGCUACACAUCCCUAGCAAUCAUCUACGCGGUCUUCGCCAUCUUCAACUGGGCAGCCCCGUCCGCCAUCAGCAUGGUAGGCCCGAAAAUCUCAAUGAUCUUCGGUGCAUUAACAUAUCUAUUCUUCAUCUUAAUGUUCCUCAUACCCAAAACCUGGCUGCUGUACCUCGCCAGUGGCGUGAUCGGCGUAGGCGCCGCGAUGAUCUGGACCGGUCAGGGCAACUAUUUGACGCUCAACUCGACGCCGGCGACGAUGUCGAGGAAUUCGGGCAUCUUCUGGGCCAUGCUACAAGCCAGUAUGUUUAUCGGUAAUCUCUACGUCUACUUCCAACUCGAAGGCAAAAACCGAAUCGACAAAGACACGCGAACCGUAGUAAUCUGGGUACUUUCCGGUAUCGCCAUGGUCGGCAUCGGAAUCCUCGUCAUUCUCCCGCGCGCCCGCCGCGAGGACGAAGACAGCACCGAAGAACUCAACGUGAAACCCGACGGUCCAGUUCAAGCCCUCGUCGGCGCAGGCAAAUUAUUCGCAUUACUAAACAUUGAUUCUGUAUUUCUAGCAUCACUUUCUUCUGGUACUGAAUUGUCCUUCUACAGUGGUUUAUUGGGUAAUUGUGUCAAUUUUUCUAAGUAAAUUGUUUUUAAAAUAAAUUAUUUUACAGGAGGAGCACUUUUUGGUAUUUUGGGUGCUAAGACAACGCGAUGGGGGAGAGAUCCUAUCGUGAUGGCAGGAUUUUUGAUUCAUUGUGUUGCAUACUUUUUGAUCUUCCUGAAUCUUCCUGAUAAAGCGCCUUUGGCUGAAACUAUGGAUAAAGGUUUUAUUGAACCAAAUGCGCCGUUGGCGAUUUUCUGUUCUUUCCUGCUUGGUUUUGGUGAUGCGUGCUACAACACACAAAUCUACAGUAUUCUUGGAGGUGUCUUCCGGGAUAACAGCGCGUCGGCGUUCGCCAUCUUCAAAUUCACCCAGUCUGUGGCGGCUGCCGCUUGUUUCUUCUACGCUUCCGCCGUGGGGUUGUACGUACAACUAGGCCUUCUUCUCGGCCUGGCUGUGAUCGGCACCGUAUCCUUCGUCCUAGUCGAAUGGGAGGUAAAACGCGAGAAUCGCGAGAAAACCGACUCCGCUUCCGUGAGCGGCUCGAGUUCAGCCAGCGACUCGUAGAACCACCACGAAACCAACUCUUUUAGUUAAAAACUAAAAGAGUUGCGAUCGCUAAUCAUCAGGUUAUUAAUAAAUUUUAUUGCUACGUAAUUAAUAUUUAAUGCGUUGAAUGCGAGUGAACAAACACAAAUGUUUAGGCUGUCUUAAGAUAAGUAGAUAAUCGAAGAAGUUGUCUUCCACCUACGUAACGACUGCACCAUACAACAAAGUCAUUCCACAGUUUUAUUUAUUUUAAAUAUGUAUGUAUUUACUUAAUUCCGUGUCGAGGCAAAUCACAGAGACACUAGAUUUUUAUGAGGCGUGUGAAGUAAUUUAUAUCAUUGUGACGAUUGCGUUCGCGGCGAUUCUAUUGUCUUCGGACCUGAGUGAAAAGUUCAAACUCCAGACUGAUCUGUGAUUCUAGCGUAAAAAUAUCACACUAUUAGAUUGUAACUGUAACUAGUUUAGCACCUAAGAAUUGUCAGAGUUUAUCAGAACCACAUUUUGAAAGUUAUAUUAACGUGCUAUAUGCACAAAUGUGCCCGUCAAUAAAUAAAAUAUACAAUAUUAAAUAAA